This is a messenger RNA of Musa acuminata AAA Group (dessert banana), 1049 nucleotides long. RefSeq names its product transcription factor bHLH110-like. Lineage: Eukaryota; Viridiplantae; Streptophyta; Magnoliopsida; Zingiberales; Musaceae. Gene Ontology annotation, biological process: regulation of transcription by RNA polymerase II. The record is from RefSeq and is a predicted model, not a curated record. Gene Ontology annotation, cellular component: nucleus. Gene Ontology annotation, molecular function: RNA polymerase II cis-regulatory region sequence-specific DNA binding; protein dimerization activity; DNA-binding transcription factor activity, RNA polymerase II-specific. The transcript has 6 exons. Bases 12 to 791 code for a protein of 259 amino acids.
AAAAGCUCUUCAUGAGGGCAUUAGCGUCAGAUUGUCAGAUGGAUGGCCUUCGGCCGCUGCCGGGAAACUUGCCAGAAAACUCGAGCUUCGAUAGUUAUGAAGGUGGCCACGUGGCUCUUCCGACUGCUAAUUUUUCGCAGUCCUGUCCGCUUCGGCCAGGCAUGAUGGAUGAUGUUCAUGCAUUGGAUCUCUCGGCUUCAGCUGGAUUAGGAGGAGGGGUAAGCUUUUGCCAACCGUCGCUGGCUGGAAUGGCUUUGCUAGGAGGAGAGGAUGCGUCUUCCGGGCUCGACCAUCUACAAGAAUCGAUUCAAGGACCAUUUUACCUCCAUCAUAAAAUGCCAUCUCUGGUCAGCGGAGGAACAGAAGCGAGGAGAUGCAACAGCAGUUGGGAGCACAAAUCAUGUCAAGCAGCACCCGGAAACCCUCGGUUCCAGCAGCAGCGCUCUUCCUGCUCUCCGUUCAAGGUGAGGAAGGAGAAGCUGGGGGAUAGGAUUGCAGCACUGCAGCAGCUGGUGGCACCAUUCGGCAAGACUGACACGGCUUCAGUGCUCAUGGAGGCCAUCGGAUACAUUAAAUUCCUAUUGGACCAGGUCGAGAAGCUAAGUGUGCCGUACAUGAGGUCAUCCGGCAGCAAAAAAAGAUCAAGGACAACGCAAGAGGCAUCGAAUGAGGAGGCAAAGCGAGAUCUGAGGAGUCGAGGGCUUUGCCUGGUGCCCUUGGCCUGCACAUCAUACAUGACAACAACGGAGCAAGGAGUUUGGUCGGCAGCCACAUAUGGGGGAAGUGAUUGAGUGUGUGUACUCAUUCCAUGGGAAGAAGCUGCAGCACGAGGUUUCGAGCGAGUAAUUCCAGCUCUGGGGAGACAAAGAAACGAACGUUGCAUGUUCCACCACCACCUUUCUCAUGAGGUCAUCCAGUUUGGACUUGUAAUGGCGACAUAUAUGAUACGAGUCAAAGGAGCAAAUUAACUCGUUCAGCAUAUAAGAAAUAGCAGGGCGUGGGUGAUUUUUGUACAUCAAUCUACCAUCUGAAAGAAGUAAGUACAUGUA